Messenger RNA from Anisakis simplex (herring worm), 138 nucleotides. The record is from the annotation of a GenBank genome assembly. Lineage: Eukaryota; Metazoa; Nematoda; Chromadorea; Rhabditida; Anisakidae.
AUGCCGUCAGGUCUCGGAAUUCGCAUCACAACGCUGGUUGAAGUCUUCUUGAAUGUGAUCAACAUCGCGUUGACGAUUGUUCUGUUCAUUCGGUUACGAAAGGUCAAAAUGAUGCACAGAAAUCUGCGAACAAUGCUG